Echinops telfairi (small Madagascar hedgehog) is the source of this 855-nucleotide messenger RNA. RefSeq names its product gem nuclear organelle associated protein 6 (gene GEMIN6). Gene Ontology annotation, biological process: spliceosomal snRNP assembly; spliceosomal complex assembly. The transcript is spliced from 3 exons. Gene Ontology annotation, cellular component: SMN complex; nucleus. Bases 246 to 746 code for a protein of 166 amino acids. Lineage: Eukaryota; Metazoa; Chordata; Mammalia; Afrosoricida; Tenrecidae. The record is from RefSeq and is a predicted model, not a curated record.
CGGCCGUCGGCCUGUUCGCGGUCCUGGGCAGUGGGCGCUCCCCGGAGUCGGACCUGGUGUGCUCUUUGCGUGCACGGACCACACGUUAAGUUGCCCUUGGUUCGAGUCCCGCGCUACGUGCUGCGCGGCCGUGCACAGGCGCGGGGAUCCGAGCGCCGGAACCUUAGCUGUCGCCUCUCCGGCGCUGCGCACCUGUGCCGCCGAGCAUUUUAAGGGAAAGCCGGGCUUGCCGCCAGCUGGCAACCAUGAAUGAAUGGAUGAAGAAAAGCCCUGUAGAAUGGCAAGAUUACAUUUACAAACAAGUCAAGGUGACAGCCAGUGAGAAGAAGGAGUAUAAAGGGUGGGUUUUAACCACAGAUCCAGUCUCUGCCAGCAUUGUCCUUGUGAAUUUCCUGGAAGACAGCAGCCUCUCUGUGACCGGGGUUAUGGGACAUGCUAUCCAGACUGUUGAAACUUUGAGUGAUGGCGACCACAGCGUGAGAGAGAAGCUGAUGCAUUUGUUCACGUCUGGAGACUGUCAAGUGCACAGCUCUGAGGAUCUGGCAAAGAGAAAAAGCAGCUUAAAGAGGUGGCUGGAGAAGAACCACAUCCCCGUGACUGAACAGGGAGAAUCGCAGACCAUCUGUGUGGCUCAGGUCCUGACUAUAGAGCCCCCGUACGGCCCAGAAAACUGCAUCAGUUCUAAUGAGAUCAUCCUGUCCCGGGUUCAGGACCUUAUUCAAGGACAUCUUGCAGCUUCCCAAUAAGAAACAAAAAAAUGGCAAAUGAGAUUGUUGAAAUAAGACUCCUGGUUUUUUCCCUUCGUGAAAUGUUUUGUAUUUCACAGAGAACAUUAAAAGUACGUGUGUGUCUUAA